AAAUGGAUACAAGAAGUAACAAUAGUUGUUUAUGAAAAAUUUACAAAAGCUUUUAUAGUUUCUUACGAAUGUGCCUCUUUCGCCUCUUAGCUACUGGACCUAUACCUGAACACAUUACUUUUAUUAUAGAUGGGAACCGAAGAUUUUUCUGCAAGAAGUAAAACUUAAAAUUAGGUGUUAGUCAUAUAUUUGGAUAUUUGUCUCUCAUGUCCAUGCUUGAGCAUUGUUGUGAUUUAGGCAUACAGUAUAUAACAGUAUAUGCUUUCAGCAUUGACAAUUUCAAUAAAAAACAAGACGAAGUCGAGAGCUUUAUGGAUCUAAUGCUAGAGAAGACUGAAGAGAUGCUUAAGGAAGAUAGUAUUAUUUACAAGUACAACAUCAAGGUUAAGUUCAUUGGGAAUUUAAAUCUCUUAAAUAAGUUAGUGAGGAUAGUAGUCGAUAGGGUAAUGGCAGCUACAAGUGGUAAUACUAAAAGAAUAUUCUCAAUUUGUGUUGCAUACACCUGCACUGAUGAAAUUGUUCACGCUGUUCAAGAAUCAUGUCAAGAAAAAUGGGCUAAAAUUCAACAAGAAAAUUUAGAGGGUGUUGAUUCCGAAGUGAGUAUAAUAACAGUGACAGAUUUGGAGAGGCACAUGUAUAUGGCUGGAUGUCCUGAUCCUGAUAUAUUGAUCAGAACUUCUGGUGAGACUCGCUUGAGUAAUUUCCUUCUUUGGCAGACUACUUUUUGUUACUUGUUUACUCCUAAUGCUCUUUGGCCAGAGAUUUCUCUCAAGCACUUGGUGUGGGAAAUAUUGAAAUAUCAAUGUGUCCGGCCUUAUUUAGAAAAGAAGAAAAAUGAUGGUGAAUUCUCUAAAUAAUUUGUAUGCCAAAUAAUAAUUGUUUGUGUAUUUAUUUUAUCUCGUAUUCCUAAAUAUACUCA
Molecule: messenger RNA, 919 nt
Organism: Magnolia sinica
Lineage: Eukaryota; Viridiplantae; Streptophyta; Magnoliopsida; Magnoliales; Magnoliaceae
Product: dehydrodolichyl diphosphate synthase CPT3-like
Exons: 1
Coding region: 207-857 (216 amino acids)
Biological process (GO): polyprenol biosynthetic process
Cellular component (GO): endoplasmic reticulum
Source: RefSeq, a predicted model, not a curated record